ACAAGAAAUAGAGAAAAAUCGAAAUCGUCGUUGGCAAAUAUCUGCAAAGUAUCGACAACCAUAUGAGAAGAGCAGAGCAGCAGUAUAAGCAUCAAAACAAGCAGAAAAUUAUCGAAUUGAAAAACCAUAGCAACGUCAAAAAUCUCUACGGGGCCAGUGUAUCAUGUUGUUGAGAAGUCAACGCGCAUGACAUUUCCUCAUGAAUCUCGACCGCGAAUGCGGUCGCGCGAGCGUGAGGCAGGGGGAUAACUGCCGAUCUGCGGCUCGUGAUAAAAUUGCCGACAGCGUGUUGUCUGUAGAAGCCGCAAACGGAGUAGGCAGUGCUCUGCAUAGAGAAUCGUAAUUCGUGAGCUGCACAUUGUGACCGCUUACACUAUUGACAACGAAAGAACACGCGCGAGCCAGCCGGUGAACUACACCUUCCUUCGUCCUCUAUAUUAACGAUCUUCGAAAGCGUCGGCUCACCGAAUAAAGCUGCGGGACUCGUUCUCGUGUCCGCGUGCUUGCUCCUGCAAUUAUGGCGGAGAAAAUGACGCACGUCGGAGCCAAGUUCGGCGUGAGCGCUAUGCUCGAUGUCGACAAACUCCGUGACAAACGAAUACACGAUGCUGAUGCUCCAAAAAUCGUGGAGCUGGGUCAAGCUUGGGCAAAGCUUGGUCCCAGACCCAUUAUCAAAUCCUACUCCACGAAUACUUUCAAGAAGCCAACGAAACUACCAAGGUACUUAGACUUACGAUUUUCUAGAUCUUCCACUUUUCCUCCUGGAUUGGAAGAUACAGGAAAUUUCAAUAUCGGGCAGCCGUUCGGACCCACGCCCACCAAAAACAAACUAGUUUCACAAAUUACAACUUUGCAGGAUAUCGCGGAAGAAGAUGGCGCAAGCCGAGUCAUUAUCUUCGCUCCCAGCCGCGGAAUCUGAGGACUCCCCAAUUGUAGUCGAAGAAAUGGAGACCAAUGUCCUCGACCCCGAGGAAGGUGGGGUCCCUUCGCAGUUAAUGGACACAAUUCUUAGGGAGGGAACGUCGCCUGACGCUUCACCAAUUCGCAAAGCCAUACUUGAAUUCGAGGAAGGCACAUCAACUGGUAUAACGAGAAAAGGCAUAGCUGACUGUGGAGGACUGGCACCGAGCCAAUUGAACAAACCUUUGCCGCCAUAUGGGCUGUUGGUACCUCCGAAGCACCUAGCAGAGUCUAGUUUAGAAGCAGACACAAUCCUCAAUGCCAGACUAGACGACAUUGAGCAUGAAGGCGGUAAUCAGAAAGCUGGAGAGAGACCGGGAAGAAAACCCAGGGAAGCGUCACCAGGUACCUCAACCCCUUGAACUAUAAGUCAAUAGAUGUACGAGACGAAGAAACUGUGUCAAGAAUCUUAGAUGAAAACAUGUCAGCUGUACUAGCAAGUCGCAGAAAUGUUUUGAAAAGUCCCAUCAUCAGAUAUUGACCGCUGUUUCUCUUCAAAAAUUCCAGUUCCCAUCGUGGGUAGCUCGGCGUCCUCUAGUUCGUCGGCGACUGUCGACGAGCAGCAGCGGCGUUCGAAGGAGCGACUAGCGCUCCUGGUCGGUUCGCAGCUGUUCGAGAAAGCGGAAGACGUGGAUCUAGGGGAGCUCGGCAGUGACGAGCUGGAGAAGUUUGACGUACCAGACCGUUUCGAGGACAAAACGGAGGCGGAGUGGAUAGACGAGUGCUCAGCGGAGCCGGAUAGCAUCCAUGCACAUGUGUUGCACUUCGAGGACGGUGAUUGGAUCUUGAAAGAGUGCUGGGUUCGAGACUUUCGAGAAGGUCGCUAUCUGUGCGAACUGCUGGGGGGCUCCAUCAAGUGGGUGAAGCGACUCUGCCUGCGGUUUGUGCGGGAAGACCCAAGGAAAUGGGCGGACCGCAUAAAGACUGCAAAGAUGAAGCGGCAACAGGCAAUUUUGCAACAUAAGCUCUUGCGAUACAUCGAUAGCGUGUCGGGCGAGCGGACGACCGAGAUGAGCCGAACGCAGAAGGAAAGCUUUGUGUCGCAGGGCUUAACCACACUAGAGCCGAAACAGUUCGCCCGGGAUCCAAUGUCAGCCUAUUACGUUGACAUCAGCGUAGACGAGCACGCAAGCAGCAACGACGAGGGUGGCGGAGCGUCAAUGGGCUUGACGGCUGGGGCGGGCGCCAAUAACCCAGGUGCCAUCGAGAAGACGAGGUAUCUGCAGCAGUACGUGCCCAAAGUUCGAGAACUUAUGUUCGAAGUCGAGUCGGUGUAUUUGUGGAGUAUGAAACUCUCGAUUACGAAGCAGAACUUGAUCGAGCGUAACGGCUUCCCCGACGCCUACAUCCCAGGCGAUCAGGAGUUCUAUUCCUUGCUCGUCCCUUUCCUGCCAGCCUCGCAGCAGUUUCGCCUCUAUGCUCUAGCGGAAGCCCGAGAGGUAGAGAAACGAAAAAAGAUGGAGUCAGACCUCGAGGCCUUCGACAAGUUCGGACCGAGUGCGGACAAGGGUAUAGAGGGCAUGAUGGCCGACGGCGGUGCUGAGGAUGCGAUGUCACCAAAGCGUGCGCCACGACCGUUCCUAGACCUGAUGCAGCGACGAAAGCAGCAUGUUUACGACGCGUACACACUUGCCUCAGUGCGUGAGGCCCUUUCCUUUUUCGGAUUAGUGGAACCGAUGCCCGAAGGGUCCCUCCAUGUGCGCGACCGCGUUCCAGUGUUAGUGAGCAAGAUGAACCGCAAACAGGAGGGCCUAGUGCGCACGACCUUCGAGAAGUUCAGGCAAAUGAUGGACUUGAGUCUCCUAGACUGUGAUCGUGGUCAGAACUUAGCCAUUCUUCAGAUGGGGAUGUCCAACGCUGAUCCAGGAAGAACUGCGCAAAAACUGAAACAGCUGAAGAAGCAGCAGCAACAGAAAAUGCUCGUCGGCUCCGGCAAGGCGUCGUCAAGCACUAGUAAGAAAGGCAUCGAAAUCAACGGGAAGGUGGUUGAGUACGCCCUUCUCGGACGAGGAAACGCGUUUCCAGCCAAGAUCUUCGGAACAACUGGAGCAGACUUCUACAACAACUACAUGCACCGAGUACGGGACAAGGAGGCUCUUGACUUUUUGCAGUCACCAGUCGAGCUGUCCGACUUAUUGCUGCACAUGCACCAGCAUCGCGUGCAGGUACAACAGAUUCUGGCGCAGGACUGGCGCGAUUUCAUUGUCUCCGACGUUGUCGACCGUUGUGGUGACAGCUACAACUUUUUCACCGACGACUUGGAGAAGCAUAUGGCUAGUGAAUUCCAUCCCUUUCUGCACAAGCUGGAUUUGGUGCUGCAUUCACAGCUUCGCGAAUUUUUUCAGACAUCGAUGCAGCGGUGGGUCGAGUUUUUUCUGCUCUACAAAGACGCGUCCCUCAACAUCCUCAAGGUGGGUGAGCACUACGUGCCAGACAACACGCCCGGCUCGGGCAUGAUCGAGCGCAGAAGGCGUAUGCAAGAGGCAGCCCGCAAGAAGGCGGAAGAGGCGCGCAGAAAAGCAGAAGAAGAAGAGGCACGUCGGAAAGCCGAAGAAGAGGCGGCAGCUGACCUAGCGAGGCGGAUCGCAGAGGGCGAAGAACCCCCACCGGCACCCAAAGCCAAGGCCGCACCCAAGGCCGCCGCAGCACCCGCGGCAGUGGAGACCCGCGAUAGCAGUUUUGCCGAGGACGGGUCUGCGGAGGUAGAGGAACGACCACCUCCAGCAAGCCCUAUGAAGAGCAUGUUCGCGAAGCGGUCGCAGCCAGUGCCCUUCGAGUGUUCAGUAGUGCAGCCAGAGCCGCUGCUCAUCAUCCACUGUGUGUAUGAUGAGGAAACCAAGAAGGUCGCGUUUAGACCGAGCUUAAAGGACCUAGAAGAACAAUUCGCAAACUUGACUUACUGCUGCGCCGACGCCGUUUCAGAAGUCAUGGCGGUCGAAUUUGAAAUGGUCAGCUGCUGCAACAUGCCGGCAACGAAGCUCUUCCAGGUACCUGAGGCUAUCCUUCUGAUCAUUUAGCAUUAUCCUCCGGAAUAGUAUACCAGAGAGCAUGGGCACGACGGGCUGGAAGUUAUGAUUUUUGUUUUCGUCCACGUCCUUGCCGCUUCCCCCACUGCCACUUGCAUUUUGUUCAACAGACUAUGUAUUCUUGGUAAUCCUCAUCUUCCAUCUAGGUGACGAAGGACGCACCGGUUAUUCAGGACGCAGUGAAGGUGGUUUGCGAGGUGCUGCAUCUGCUCUACCAAAUCCCAGAGAGGGAAAUCCUGCAGAAGUACCAGCGAUUCACGUAUUUGUUUGACGAGCCGGAGCCUUUGAACAUGCGGAAGUGGGAAGAAGUGCUAGAUGAGUUGCAGAAACUCGAGCAAGCCCGGGACAAGAUCGACAUGGUAUCCGGCGUCGUGGAGUCGUUCCCGCUGUUCGAAAUUCACUGCUACGAAGUGCUAGACACGUACAGAAAGCGCAUUGACGAGCUGAUGCAGUCGAUUUUGUCAAGGUUGCAAGACGAUGUGACCACGCAACUGGACGAGUUGGAUGCGGACUGGAAGGUCUGCCGACGAAGAUUGACAGAACCGGUGGAAAACGAGGAUCAGAUGAGCGAUCUGAAGAAGUAUCUGCCGGCACUGCAAAAGAAUGUGAUCAAUCCGCAGCUCGCAAAAUUGAAGCUCAUUGGACAGCAGAUUAUGGUGCUUACACUUUUGCUUUUCUAAAUUGAAUUGGUGCUUUCACUCAAAGUCGAUGGUGAGGUGGAAUUUUAUUCAUUAAUUUUAAUAUCUAGUUAUCUAGCGUUAGCGUUUGCAUAUGGUUGUCUCUGAAUGUGAUAAAACUGUUUUUAUGCCUUGAUUCUUCAAUCACACUUUCCUUGAUUCCAGGUCCUUCACGAGUUGAAGUACAAGGAGCUGGACCGCACGUUAGUCGAGAGGCAAUUCGACGCUUUCCAUUGGCCACAGACAGUGCUUGUGGAUCGGGAGAAGCGUUUGGUAGACCUGACGAAGGAACAGAUGAAGUUCCAGCAAGUUCUGCAAUCAGAGAAAGAGCAAUAUGCACGAGAUUUCCAGAAAUGGAAAGAGGACUUGCAAUUCGUCAAGACAAAGAUGGACAACUUCAGCAAGGCGAAGGACUACGACAAACUCGUCACCGGUUUGAAUUAUGGCUUGUGGUCUUGGUUUGUUUCCAGUGCUAUACCUAUGUGGUUGAAAAAAAUCAACAAUUAUGUAGAGACCUGCAUAGAUGAUCAUUCAAUGUACAUCGAAAAGCCAUAAGCAUAACCUGUCAUAAGCAAUCCACGAUAUUCCCCUAUACUCUUCUGAUUCCGUCUUCGCAUGCUUAUCUCUUCGUGAUUUGAUCUGAAGAUCGAUGAACAUCAACACAUGAGAAUCUUGGGGGACAGUCUAAUUCCUGGAUGCAUUGAUCGACGCAAAGCGACGAUUGGACGAUUUCCGCAAGCGCGAGUCGUUGUUUAAUAUCGAGCUCAGUGAGACAGAACCACUCGACGAGCUCAGUGAGGAGUACGAGGACUACUACUCAUUGUGGAACAUCGCAAUCGAUUUUACCUACAACCAGGAGGAGUGGACGCAAGCCAAAUUCACGACACUUAACGCGACAGACGUCAUGGGCAACUGCGAAACUUGGUUCAAGACUGCCUACAUUACGAAACAGAACCUAUAAAUUAUUUAUUAGAUGUAGUGCCCAGCUGUUCUUGUAAUUUACAUGGUGAUGUGUUGAACUUCUUGUUCAUUUUUAGCGCCCUCCCGGAUUAGAAAUAGGGAAGUUCCAUAAUUCAAGGGCAGUUAACAAGUUAAAGUUUCAGCCGUUCUCUCAGACCGCUCAUGUGUAACAUCAAUGGAGCGGUACAACAAUCAUGUUGUGAAGAAAAAUAAGUGAUAAAAGCGUUAAUCUUGAAAUGUCGAAGCUGUUCGAUCAGCAGCCGGUGCAGCUGAAGGUGGCGACCGCGUUGGUCGAUGCUUUGAAAGAGUUCAACAAGAAACUGCCUUUGAUUGAGAGUUGCUGUCAUCCGGCUUUCGAAGUGCGUCAUUGGAACCAGAUUUUUUUCGAUAACAUGGAUCUCGACGUCGAUGCUCUGCCUGAAUUCGCGGAUUAUACCAUGAGCUUGAAGCAGCUGGAGGAGCAGAACAUCAUGCAAUUCAUCGACGUGAUUCAGGAGGUCUCCGCGGGAGCGCAGAAGGAAUACUCUUUGCGUGUGGCGCUACAGAACAUGAAGCGCGAGUGGGACCCCAUGAUCUUCGGGACCAUGUCGUACAAGGAAACCGGCACGUAUUUGCUCCGUGGCUUAGACGACGUGCAGACGCUGCUCGACGACCACAUCAUGAAAACGCAAGCGGUGCGCGGGUCGCCCUUCUGCAAGCCGUUCGAGCGCGAAUGCCGGGACUGGGAAGCAAAGCUCCUCUACAUCCAAGACUCUCUGGACCAGGUUUUACAAUGUCAGAAACAGUGGCUGUACCUGGAGCCGAUCUUCGCUUCCGAAGAUAUCGUGCGGCAGAUGCCGGCGGAGGCGUCAAAAUUUAAACGCGUAGACGAGCGAUGGAGGGAAACGCUGGCGAUUAUCUCGACAAACCCAAGUGUGAUCGAGUUCGCGGACAUCGAAAACUUGUACACAAACUUCGUGGAGGCGAACGUUCGACUCGACCAAAUCACGAAGGGACUCAACGAUUAUCUAGAAACGAAGCGGUAUAAUUUUUCUUUAUUGAAUAUGAAUCAUGCUCACUUUGUUCUCGAUCCCGUUGUCUUUCAUUCACAGUACGUAGAUUUAUUCUUCUUUUUCAUCGUGAAAACUCACUUAUCAUUCAUCCAUUCUUAAAACUCCUUCAGAUUGUAUUUUCCACGAUUUUUCUUCUUGUCGAACGACGAGUUGUUGUCGAUUCUGUCCGAGACGAAGGAUCCGACCAAGGUACAACCGCACAUGGGUAAAGCCUUCGAAGGUAUCGCCAAGGUACGGUUCGACAAGAAUAGCCAGAUUAUCGAGGCCAUGAUUUCCGCAGAGGGUGAAAUCGUAGAGCUCAUCAAGAAGAUCAAUGUCGACGCGGGUGAGAACAAGGGCAACGUGGAGAAGUGGCUUCUGGAGGUCGAACAUAGCAUGGUCGCGACGCUGAAGGACGUGACGACGAAGAGUAUCAAGGACUACCAAUCACGGGCGCGUACCGAUUGGGUGGUCAGUUGGCCAGGUCAGGUUGUUAUUUGCGUAGACAUGAUUGUUUUCUCGGAUAAUGUGGGCAAGGCGCUGGAAGAGAAGAAUAUUCAACGCAUGAGCGAGCAGAUCGAGGCCGAGCUCUCUGAUGUGGUCGUUUUGGUGCGAGGUGAGCUGCCCAAACUUGCGCGACGAACGCUUGGUGCCAUGACAACAAUCGAUGUGCACAACCGCGAUGUUGUGAACGAUUUGGUGAAGAAAAACGUCGAUGACCCAGCCGCGUUCGACUGGAUCGCGCAAUUGCGAUACUACUGGCACGAGCCCAAGGAGGUGAUCAUGAAAUUGACCGGCAAGCCGAACGACACAGUGGAGUGCUCAGUGCGUAUUAUCAACUCGCUGCUCUACUACGCUUUUGAGUAUUUGGGAAACAGCGACCGACUGGUGAUCACAGCGCUCACGGAUCGAUGCUACCGUACGUUGAUGGGAGCGUUCGAUCUCUACUACGGCGGCGCACCGGAAGGCCCGGCCGGGACUGGUAAGACGGAAUCGGUGAAGGAUUUAGCGAAAGCACUCGCGAUUCAGUGCGUCGUCUUCAACUGCUCCGAUGGUCUCGAUUUCUUAGCGAUGGCGAAAUUCUUUAAGGGUCUAGCCGCAAGUGGCGCCUGGUGCUGCUUUGAUGAGUUUAACCGUAUCAAUGCGGAGGUGUUGUCGGUGAUUGCGCAGCAGGUGAUGACAAUUCAGAUGGCGAUUAUCGAGAAGAAGAAGCGGUUCCUCUUCGAAGGGACAGAGCUCAGCCUGAUUCCGACCUGUGCCGUGAACAUCACGAUGAACCCGGGUUAUGCCGGCCGUGUCGAGCUUCCGGAUAACCUGAAGGCGCUGUUCCGACCUUGCGCGAUGAUGGUAUGCUCUUUCAUACUUUUCCAUUCAUGGUUGUGCGUGUGUUUAUGCAUCAAAAACGCUUGCUGAUCAUAGGAGAAUCAUGCCCUGUCGACCAAAGUUUGAUUCGGUCUUUGAUUGAUGCCUCCCUCACACAUUACUUCCACCAGGUUCCCGAUUACGCCAUGAUUGGUGAGAUCUUCCUGUACUCGUAUGGGUUCCAGUACGCCAAGGAUCUCGGUAUUAAGGCUACGCAGGCCUUGCGUCUAUCGUCAGAACAGCUUUCGCCCCAGGCGCAUUACGACUUCGGUAUGCGUGGUUUGAAGUCUCUUCUAGUUGCGAGCGGUAACAUGAAGCGUAAAUAUGGCGACAAGUUUCCGGAGUUCACACUUGCGCUCCGUGGUUUCUUAGAUGUCAACUUGCCAAAGUUUACGGCAGCUGAUGUGCCACUAUUUGACGGUAUUGUCGGCGAUUUGUUCCCUGGUGUCGAAUUGCCGCCAGCCGACACAGAGCUCUACGAGAAAGCACUUACCGAGGCUUGCGUGGAGCUUGGCCUGCAACCCACCAAAUACUUUAUUCUCAAGGCGAUUCAGUUGUUCGAGACACUGGUGGUGCGACACGGUCUCAUGACGGUGGGUCUGCCGCCAUGUGGCAAGACGUCAAUCAAUAAUGCGCUCAGCAUCAUGUUGGAGAAGUUGCAGGAUGGCGAAAACUUGAGACCGGUGAUAAAAUACAUCUUGAACCCCAAGUCCAUCCCGAAGGACAACCUCUACGGAUCCUUCGACGAAAACACACAUGAGUGGGCAGACGGCGUGCUCGCAGUAGCAGUGCGAAUGGCAUCAAGCGGAGAGGAAACGCAUAGGCACUGGGUAAGAGUCCCUCUAUCCUGUACUUUCUUCGUUGUUUUAAUAAUAGCAAUAAUCUUCUUGGCUGGAGUUUCUGUGUGCGUCUUUUAUUACUUCUCAACAAAAAUGCGAUGUAUAUCGAAGCCAAUAUUUCUUUAUUCCUAUCUCGUCCAUAGGUGGGUCUCUGACGCGAGGCGUGCUGCAAAUCUAGAUUCGUCCUCCCAAAAAUAUCGCCUUUUUGGGAGGGUGUAGGUAUCGCGACGCUCAAAGCACACAAAGUAAAUUAGCCGGCUAAUUUUCCUCGAUAGUUCGGAGAUCGUUCGUAACCCUUUUCGCAAUUUAUUCCCAUCUCGUCCAGGUUAUGAUGGAUGGCCCGAUCGAUGCUAUCUGGAUUGAGGAUAUGAACACUGUUCUGGACGAUAACAAGAAGCUUUGCCUCCUGAGUGGUGAGAUCAUCAAGCUUUCCCCAAGUGUGAACAUGAUGUUCGAGACCGCAGAUUUAGCCGUCGCUUCCCCAGCAACAGUGAGUCGUUGUGGUAUGGUUCUGAUGGAGCCAGAAAACGUGAGUUGGCGACCACUGAUUCAGUCGUGGAUUGCUCGACUGCCAGAACACAUCGAGGACAAGGUGAAGGAGCAGAUCUACGAGAUGUUCGACGCCCAUUUGGAUAUGACGAUCGACCUCGUCAAGCGCAUGCGCGUCGCUUUGCCGACCGAAACCGCGGGCAUCGGUCUGCAUGGCUGGAUGGGUGUGCAAGUCGGCAGGCUGCUCGAGUCAUUGCUCGUGGCACAUGCGCCCGCGCCAGGGGAGGGGCCAGACGGUAAGCCAACGAAGAGUCUGAACUUGAAGGAGAUGGAAACACGUGUGGACAUCUUGUUCUACUUCUCGCUCCUCUGGACCGUUGGCGGGUGCAUUGAGGAGGGAAAGCGCCCGCUGUUUGAUCAGUUCUUGAGAGAAAUUAUCACGGGUGGAGACGGCGGCUUCUUGACUCCAGAACAGCUGCGAGACAAGUACGAUCUUUUGGAGACCAAGUGGCGCCACGUGCCCUCGAAACAGCAGCUUCCGGAUCCAGAAAAGGGCAGUGUCUACGACUUCUUCGUGGACGAGCAGCAGGGGAAGUGGGUUCCGUGGCUCACGCUCAUCAAGCCGCACAUGACCGCCAUUCCAGACAGUACUACUUUUUAAUCAGAUUUGUUGUAGUUCUUUUCACGUGCUGGAUCUUCGCAACGUAGUUUCUACGUGAAUAAGGCUUCUGACUGGAUCUCCAAUCGUCUCUAUUUUCUUAACUCUCAGAUGCGCAGUUUCACAACAUUAUCGUGCCGACGGGUGACACCGCGCGCAACCAGUACCUCAUGCAAAUCUAUUGCGCAAAGCAGCCACAUCAAGUCAACGUGCUCUUCUGCGGUAUCACCGGUACAGGAAAAACAGUUGCGGUCCAGAACCAACUGCUCACCGGAUUUGAUGAAGAAAGUAUGAUUUUUGUUAGGUUUGCUCAUUCAUUUCGUGCUAGUGCUACUUACUUUCAUCUUCCCGAACGCGAUCAAGAAUCUAUAAGGCAAACUUGGUUUCACAUACCAUUAUGAGGAAGGUGACCUGUUCGAGAUCAUCGACUAGUUGUAUCUAUGAUUUCAUUGCUCCUCGACCUCGUGCUUUCUUUCACCUUCCAGAGUUCACGUCAAUGUCCUUCGCAUUCUCUGCGGCCACUACGUCGAAGCAAACGCAAGAAAUCAUUGACGGAAAGCUCGACAAAAGGAGGCGAGGUGUAUUUGGACCACCAGUGGGCAAGACAAUGGUAAUUUUCGUUGAUGAUUUGAACAUGCCGACAAAGGAAGAGUAUGGAGCUCAGCCACCGCUCGAGAUUCUACGACAGUUCUUCUGCCAGCAAGGUAAUGCGAGAUUUUGAUUUACAACAGUGGACGAUAUGACGUCACACCUUUCGUAUGGUCUGUCUGGCAGAUGUUGGAUGUCUAGGAUAUGCACCGUGACACUAUACACACAGCAACACAUAUUUAUAUUUAUUUAUUAUGAUAUCCGCGUUGCUUCCAGCGUCCUCUCCUUUCCUCCUCGAUGACUUAAGUAUCUUUCCAUCAUUCACUGCGUCACCUUGUAGUAGUCGACGGGCCUUCUUAUAGUAAUACUUCGUUCCCUUAUGAUAUCCGCUUCUUUUCAGGUUGGUAUGACCGCAAGACGAAUGAAUUCCGACAACUGGAGGACCUCCUGUUUAUCGGAGCCAUGGGUCCCCCAGGCGGAGGCAAGAACACGAUUCCAGCAAGGUUUUCCUCUAUUUUUGAUCAUCUCAGAAGGGAGCUGUAAUUCUCGAUGGAUAAUGUCAUACCUAUUGACGUCGAGGACUUAUGAUCCGCAAAAAUCUUACUGUCACUUUUCCUGUUCGUAAGUACUUUUACAUAGUUAGUUAUUUUCUCCCACCUUGACCGUCACACUUCCAGGUACUUGUGGCACUACAAUCUGAUCUUUGUCACGCCGUAUUCCGAGGAGGGUCUUGGGCGCAUCUUCAUGUCAGUGUUGAAGUGGUUUUUCACGCCUUUCCCGUCAAGUAUCUCGCAAGCCGUACCCAAUCUCGUGAAAGCCUCCUUGGAUAUGUAUGAAUCCGCGUCAGGCCUGCUGCGGCCAACGCCGACGAAGAGCCAUUAUGCCUUCAACUUGCGUGAUUUGAGUAAGAUCUUCCAGGGUCUCACCCUCUGUAGUAAACCGAGUUUGCCGGAUGUCGACUCGCUUGUACGCUGCUGGGCGCAUGAGUGCUCUCGUAUCUUCGAGGAUCGCCUGAUCAACGACGAAGACAAAGCCGCAUUCAAGGAACUGCUGAAGGAGAAGAUGGAGGAGCACUUCAAGAAGAAGUGGCCCGUGACUGUGAAGCUAGAGCCUUUGAUUUUUGUGGAUUUCAUGAACAACAAGCAGAUCUACGAGGAAGUGACAAGUCAUACAGACUUGAUUGCGAAGGUGCAGGAACUGCUGAACGACUUCAACGCGGUGGCGAAACAUCAAAUGAACUUGGUGCUCUUUUUGUUAAGGCUAGCCAAUCAUUAUCUGGUGUGGACUAUGCUGCGUGGAGUCCCUUUGGAAUUCAAUGGGACCUGAGGGGGGAAAAAGAAAAUCCACUCGACCAGGGAUAGUGAUUGGCUACCUUUAAUCUUGAACUUCGUAAACCACGUAUCGAAAAUUGUCCGCGUGCUGCGGUUGCCUUUAGGCAAUGCCUUGUGUGUGGGUGUAGGCGGAAGUGGUCGGAAAUCCGUGUCGACAUUAGCUAGCGCAAUAUGCGAAUAUGACAUCUUUCAGAUCGAAAUUUCGAAGAGCUAUGGUACUUCCUCUAUGUACUUGUGAUAGAUUUUGAAAAUUGAAGAAUCUGCAUGGGACGAUAGUCCUUCUUGUAAGAGUGUAGCAUUGAUGUAGUAGAAAUGAGCUUUCUUUGAUGACCUUCUUUCCCUUUGGCGUUAUUGAUUACCAUUUUUUCACGUUUUUUUUCUGCUAUCUCCUACAAAGGUGCAAUAGAAAUUGAGGUAAGACUAUGAAUUCACUCUUUUUCCUAUAUGUUCCCCCCGUCGCCAAUAUCAAGGUCCGGCCGAUUGGCAUGACGAUUUGAAGCGGCUUUUGAUCAAUUGCGGUGGCAAGCAGAAGCCGUUUACUUUCCUCUUCAGCGAUACUCAGGUGCAGCGGGAGUCAUUCUUGGAGGACAUUUCCUCAAUUUUGAACACUGGUGAGGUUCCGAACUUGUACAACAUGGAAGACAAGUCUCAGAUCCUCGAUAUGUGUGCUAAAGGGGCACAAGCAGAGGGAAAGAUGGGCAAUGCUGCGGUCUUUGCCUGGUAUGUUGACCAGUGCAAGAAGUUCCUACACAUCACGCUCUGUACUUUAUCCUUUUUUGAUACAAGCAAACUGUAGCAACACAUGUUUUUCCGUAGACACCAAUCACGCAAGAAGGCCUAGGUCGAUGGUUUCUAUAUUGCUAUCACCCUUUACAACCAAAUGCUCUGAUCGCUUGUGGUUACUUCGUUCAAUACAAUACUCCUGGCCCUCCUUCGUUCUAGGUCUUUCUCCGAUCGGUGCGGCCUUCCGCCUCCGACUUCGAAACUAUCCGUCACUCGUAAACUGCUGUACUAUCGAUUGGUUCCUUACCUGGCCAGACGAGGCUUUAGAGUCGGUUGCGAAGCAAUUCCUCAAGAAGGAGUUUACAGAUAAAGACGGGAACGUAUUGCUUUUUCAAUGAAUGUUAGUAAUAGUACUCGAUGUUGAUUUUUCUUGUUGACGUUCCUCGAGGAGUUUUGUGAUUGUGCCCUCCUUCCUAAGUCAUCAACCUUUUCUCUUUUGCACUUGGCGAUGUGUCAAAAAACGGUAUCACUCACCCACCAGGUCGACGAGGUGACCUUUGCUGGAAUUGUACAGACGUGCGUCAAAAUGCAAGGUGGCGUAUUCAAACUCACUGAGCGGUUCCGUAACGAGAUCCGAAGGCACUACUAUGUGACGCCAACGAGUUACCUCGAGCUGGUGAACUGGUACUCAUUGCUAACCAAUUGCAUGAUUUAUGGUUGCCGAGACAAAAAUCACGUGUGCAGUUUUUCAUAUUGUCACAUGCCAACAAUAGACGAAUGAGUUGCACUUCUACAGGUUUGAUUUCUGUUUCAGCUCACCUCGACAUCUGCACAAACUCACACUCCUCACACCUACUUUUGUCUCAUGACGUCACAGCUUCAUGUCCCUUCUCGGGAAGAAGAAGAACGAGGUUAGCACCGCGAAGAGCCGAUAUGACGUCGGGUUGGACAAGAUUAUGUCGACCGAAGUGAUGGUCCAAGAUAUGCAAAAAGAGCUCGAAGAUUUGCAACCAGUCCUCGUCAAAAUGACGAAGGAAAACCAGGAACAAAUGGUCGUCAUCGAGAAGAGCUCGAAAGAAGCUGCAGUGACGAAAGGUGCUAGACAUUUUGUAGCCUCUGGUUGUACAAGAUCAACAUAAUUUUUGUUCACUUUAAAUAUAUUCAUGCUCAUCCAUGGUGGCAAGAAGAAAAACUACCACGUGGUCUGCUACGUUUCGUGAAGUUUCAAACUGAAAAAAAACAUUGACAAUCGAUCCACUUCAACUUGAUAACUUCUACUCAUCCAGGUUUGAUCGAGGAGGAAGAAAAAGAGGCGAACAUCAUUCAGGCGGAAGCCAGUAAGAUGGCAGAGGACUGUCAGAGAGACCUUGACGAGGCGCUUCCGGCACUCCAAGCCGCUGUGUCAGCAUUGAAUAGCCUUUCGAAAGGUGAUAUUGUGGAAGUGAAAGCGAUGAAGUCGCCGCCGCCGGGUGUGAUUCUGACAACGCAGGCACUGUGUAUCAUGUUCGACGUAGCACCUAUGAAAAUAAAGGACCCAGCCGGAGGAAACAAGAAAGUCGAUGACUUCUGGGAGCCAGGGAAAAAGAAACUCUACGGCGACACAAAUCUGCUGAAGCGCAUGAUCGAAUACGACAAAGACAAUAUUCCAGAAGCGACAAUAGCGAAGGUACUUAUGCUUUUUGUACACGAAUUCAAUUAUAUUAAUGUGAUGAUCUUAGGUACAGUACCGUUCAUCACGACCGUAUUAAACGAAGUGCACCCUGAGACGUCGUGUCCGUUAAGUAAACACUGAACUCCACUAAUAUUGAUUUGUGUCGCACGUCGAGCAACCAAAAGCGCUAUCUCUCCGUCUCAACCAUACACAGGUCAAGCCCUUCGAAGCGGAUCCGAACUUUGAUCCCGAAGCAGUGAAGAAGAGCAGUGUUGCUGCCGCCGGUAUGUGUAAAUGGGUCCGGGCCAUGAUAGUCUACGAGCGCGUGGCACGCGAGGUCGGGCCGAAGCGCGAGGCCCUGGCCGCUUCGCAGGCCAAGCUGAAACAGGCUGUUGAUAAAUUGGCCUUGAAGAAGGCAGAACUCAAAGAAGUGCUGGAUAAAUUGCAGGAAUUGGAGGACGGAUUGGCAGCGAGCAAGAAGAAGUCAGCCGAGCUCGCACAGCAGGUGCAAGACUGUAAAACGCGACUAGCAAGAGCAGAGAAGCUGAUAUCCGGAUUGGGCGGUGAAAAAGGUCGAUGGCAAAUCAGCAGUAAGAAGCUAGGAGAGGCGUUCAUCAAUCUGGCAGGUGCUUCAAACGGAUUCAAAAUGCACCAUUGAAUAAAUAUUAAUUUAUCGACUGUAUUUAAGGUUUGUCCAGAGCUGCCAGUAUCAUAGAAAUACUGUCAGACCACGGCCCUACGGUCAUCAUGAACGAUGGCAACAGGGACAACUGCAUGCGCGUAACCAUGUGCCUUUACUUGUACCACGCAGCGGAUUAAGAUGUAGUAACAAUUACGAGAUGUAGCUAGAACUUAUUUUCAGACUAGCUCCACUUGUUUUCAUCACGUCGCUGUCCCUGUCGGUCUGUCACCGUUUUUUCGUUUCUCCCUACUAAAACAGGUGAUAUUCUCAUUUCGUCCGGUAUUAUUGCCUAUCUGGGUGUCUUUACGAUGGCGCUGCGUUCAGAGGAGGUUCAGAGUUGGACCGACACGCUGAACACUGCAGGCAUCCCGUGUACUCAGGACUUCAAGCUUGCUGAGAUCAUUGGAGAGGCUGUGACAAUCCGACAGUGGGUGAUCGACAAAUUGCCGAACGACGCUUUGUCCAUCGACAAUGCCAUAAUGAAGGACAACUCGGCGCGAUGGCCGCUGAUGAUUGAUCCACAGUUGCAGGCAAACAAGUGGGUUCGAACGACCUUCGGAGAGGAAUUGAAGGUCCUGCGAUUGACGAAGAGCGACUACGCACGACAUUUAGAGACCUGUAUCCAAUUUGGAAAGCCGGUGCUGAUCGAAAAUGUGGGUGAAGUGCUAGAUCCGAUGCUGCAGCCUCUGCUGGAACGCGCGAUCUUCAAGGCAGGCUCCCUGUCCAUGAUUCGUCUGGGCGACAACACGAUCGAAUACAACGCGAAAUUCAAGCUCUUCUUGACAUCAAAAUUGCCGAAUCCGCAUUACGCACCAGAGGUCUGCGUCACCGUUAUCAUUCUCAAUUUCGUCACCACAAUCGAAGGUCUCACGGACUCGCUGCUGGCGCUUCUCGUAUGAAUAUAUUGAAAUGAUAUUGAUAGAGCUGCUACUGCUUCUUGAAUGAAAAAUGUUGCUCCUAUUUUUGAAUAAUAUUAUAUUUUCUUUGAAGAUAGGAGUAUACUUGAUGAUAACUGCCCUUUUCGCUUUUCUAUCUUCCUCUGGUCUUUCUUUUUUCUAGUUAGGUCUGCUCCGCCACGAAUAAUAUUACUUUCUUUCAUCGUGAUCUGUCACCGAUGUGGUCCUUCUAUCGUAGAAUUUGUUAACGAGAAAUUAAGUCAGGUUUUCCAAAGGGGAUAUUCUGUUGAUAGGCUCGGUAAACAACAAACAUCUUAUGCGCUCUCCCUGCACAGGUUGCAAAAGAGUCGCCCGACGUAGAACGUAAACGUGUAGAGCUCGUGGUAGAGAGUGCAAAUAGUGCAGCGCAGUUGAAGGAGAUCGAGGACAAGAUCCUUUAUCUCUUGUCUGCGAGCACUGGUAAUAUUCUUGACGAUGAGGAGCUGAUCACGACGCUAGCCAAUUCAAAAGUCGCUUCCGUGCGUAUCGAAGAGCGCGUGGUAGUGCAACAACGAACGGCCAAGGAAAUCGCAGAGGUGCGUGAGUUCAAUCAGCCCGUUGCAGCGCGAAGUUCAGCCCUGUUCUUCGUCGUUUCUGAUUUGGCGAAUAUCGAGAGUAACUACCAGUACAGUCUGGAGUGGUUUGUUUCUAUCUUUUUAGAUAGCAUUGACGCGGCGGACAAGGCUAGAGGCACGGCGAGACUCGAGGCUCUGAAUCGGUCCUUCCUUUUCAAACUCUACGUGAAUAUCUGCCGUUCCCUCUUUGAGAAAGACAAGUUGCUUUUCUCCUUCCUGACUGCGAUCAAGAUGCUUGAAUUCGAUCGCGAAUUGAACAGGAGAGAACUCAACUUGCUAAUGCAGGGCGGCGGUGGCGGUGGGGCACUACGAGAGCCGAAGCCAGACGUUGGAUGGCUCACAGACGUUAGUUGGAGCAAGGUAAGCAUCUAUGUACCAGGGAGGGGGGCCCCCCGUAAGACCUGGCGAGCGCCGUAUAGACCGCAGACCGAAACCCUUUCCCCUUCCGUUCCCCCCUAUUAUAGGGGGGACUUGCUCGCUCCUAUGCGUGACGCGCGUGCCGCGUCAUAAUUGAGCGCGACAGAGCUGUCCGGGGGCGGCCUUAUGAUCGGAGGCAAAUCCAUGGGCGACCUUAUGACCUGAGGGAAAUCCGUCGGCGGCCUUAUGAUCUGAGGCAAGUCCGUGGCUGGCCUUAUGUUCUGAGGCAAAUCCGCGGGCGGCCUUAUAGUCUAGGAAAAGUGUCGCGAUUUCUUUGCUUUGUUCAGCGAGCCGCGAGAGAUGCGAGCCAGUUUGUUACAGCAGGCGGCUGGCGGUGUUCGACGCAAUGGCCCCGACUGUGUGGGUCACCUAUCUUGCUGCAGAGUGGGUGGGCUUGGGCCAGGAAUCGGGAGCGGGUCAGCCGUCUCGACCUCAAGGGGGUCGCCGUGUUUAGUCGAGUCGCCCGCGGUCUGUGGGCCACUCUCAUUGUAGGCCUCUAGGUAGCGCGGGCGCGCUGGUGGUCGGCUGUAGUGGCUUACAAAAAAAGCGCCUCCGAAUGUUUGGAGAAUGAAAGUCGCUCAGGAGACCGCGAGAGCUGUGCGGGGGGUGCUCUUUGUCAGGGUGUGGCGAGGCGCUAAGGAUGGCCCAGCAUAUGGGCGGCGCUUGGCGUGACGCGCGCGGCGGUCUCUCGCUCGCUCAGUCUCAUACUAGUUAGCUAGUGCUGCUGGGGUCCAUCGAAUGAAACGCAAACGGGGGCGCCAAGUCGAUGACCUACAGCAAAACCCAUCAGCCAGCGUCUCCGCGUAAAGUUGGACCACCUUAGAUGAGAUCAUGCGCACGCUUCGCACCCUCACGCGCCUCGCUAAUACUCUCAAGCGUGUCACGCCGUCGGGCGUCACGCUGAUCCCCUCGAUCUCGCGCGUCAGGCUCCUCAGGUGGCUAUGGCGCUCGCAGGGUUCCACGGGGGUUCCCCCCCUGUGGGUGGAGCUGUAGAGGCAUCGGCGCGCCCUUUUUUCUGCGGUUGUGUGAGGUUUUUCGGGGGUGAAGGCCUCAAAAAGCGGAGCCGGAGCCCCUCUACGGCUCUCCGCGUAUGCUUCACAGGCGUCCCGACUCUUGGGCCUUAUCAGGUGGACGGCCUCUGAGGGUAGAAAGCCGCCUCGGCGGCCACGGUCGCGAGGCCUGGCGCCUUUUGCUGGGUUGCCCUCAUCCCCCAAAGAAAUUGGUGGCAGCGUCAGCCGCCACCAAACGCCCGUGGGGGUUGAGGACCAAAGUUGAGGAGGAGUGGGGGCAAAGCGUGCCCGCUUGGGUUCCGUCGGACAUAUGCAGCACCCCCUUGGGAGGCUCGCCCAGUGAGAAGCCCGCACACUUGGGGGAGGUCUGUCGGGGACAUGCAACACGGGGGCAAGGGGGUCAAGCCUUGCCACCUUUGUCGCCUUCGGAAGCCUUCCACCCCCGGCCGUCGGUGCUUGAACGGGCUCAGGGGUUCGGCCGGGUACAUGCAAGAAGCCGCUAGGGCGCGAAGGUGGGCGCUUGGAGGCUUUUCUGCCCGGCAGUCUCUCGGCAAAAAGGGCCCAGGGCUGGCGGCCGCCUCUGCCGCCUCCCUAGAUCGGGGGGGGCCUUCAGCUUUGAGCCGCCCUGGAACACGUACUAGGGAAUGUAUGCCUUAACAAGCGGGAGCAAUUUCUUGCCUACGAGAACCGCUCGAGUUUAUUUAUUGCAACUGUGGCGCUGCCUCGCAAGUUAUUCUCAUCAUAAACUUAAUGAAAAAGCAAUAAAUACACAACUUAAUCAAUGAAAAAGUAGAGCAGCACGAUCAUUCCUUAUAUAUAAUUUCUGUCAAUUCAUCCAUGAUCAGACUACAGGUUCUCGAGCUCGAUAAACUUGGUGAGGACGAGGCUGGCGACGGUGGUAUUCCACUUUUCAAAGACUGGAGUAAACGAUAUGCCAAGAAUAUCGAUGUGUGGGAGAAGGUCUUCGAGAGCGAGAUCCCACAGGAAGCCGAAUGGCCAGAGGGUUUGAACGCUGACCGCUAUGGCCAUACAGACGACACGACCGCAUUGGAACAGGCGUUGAUUUUGUUAGCGUUUCGACCAGAUGGACUGGUGACCAGCAUUCAAGAUAUCAUCAUGGAGAAGCUGGGCAAGAACUACUUGGAGCCACCACCAUUUGACCUAAAAGUGAGUUACCAAGAGUCGAAGCCGCAUAUUCCAUUGCUCUUCGUGCUGACAGUUGGUGCGGAUCCUAUGUCUGCGCUUCUGAAACUGGCUGAAGGACUAGGUAUGCAGGACCGCAUGUUCUUGCUCUCGCUUGGCCAAGGUCAGGGUCCGAAAGCAGACGCUGCGAUUGCAGACUCUACGAAGAACGGCGCGUGGGUUGUGCUGCAGAACUGCCACUUGGCAGAGAGUUACAUGGCGCAGUUGGAGGCGACGUGUGAGAAUUUCAGCCCGAACGAGAUCCACCCUGAAUUCCGGUUGUGGCUCACUGGAAUGCCAGCGAAGCAUUUCCCGGUGUCGAUUUUGCAGAAUGGUGUGAAAAUGACGGUCGAGCCACCGAAGGGACUGAAGCAGAACUUGACAAGAGCCUACUUGGGCUUUGAUGGGGAGUGGAUGGAGACGUGCACCAAGCCACACGCGAUGAAGAAGAUGCUCUUCGGUCUAGCGUUCUUCCACGCCUUGAUCCUGGAGCGACGAAAGUUCGGGCCGCUCGGAUGGAAUAUUCCAUAUGCGUUCUCGGACCCAGAUCGAACCAUUUCGUCAUCACAGCUGAAGAUCUUCUUGGACAGUUACGACGAAAUCCAGUGGGCCGCACUGAACUACCUGGUCGCAGAGGCGAACUACGGUGGUCGUGUCACAGACGGGUCCGAUCGACGCACGAUUAAGUGCAUCCUGUCCGAUUUCUAUUGUCCGGAAAUUCUCGAUGACGACUACAAAUUCUCCACCAGCGGAGUGUACUAUUCACCAGACAGCAGGUACAAUAAAGACAAGUGCCUGGAAUUCAUCGGCACGCUUCCGCUGCAGGAGUAUCCAGAGGCAUUCGGGCUGCAUCAAAACGCAGAUUUGACCGCCAAGAUCUCAGAGGGCAUGGCGAUCAUCAAAACAGCCGUCAAUCUACUCCCACGUGACACAGGCGGCUCAGGCAAGACUUCAGACGAGAUCUGGACCGAAAAAUGUGACGAGAUCUUAGGCUCAAUUCCAUCGAAGCCCUACGACAUCGAGGCGGUACAGCUGAAGUACCCAGUCGACUACAACGAGUCUCUGAACACCGUGCUGCCGCAGGAGUGCACGCGCUUCAACAGAUUACUGGGCAAGAUGCGGGACACCUUGCUAAAUUUGAAGCGAGCAGUGAAGGGUGAGGUGGUGAUGACCCCAGAACUGGACUUAGUCGGCGAGGCAUUUCUCGCAAACGCGGUCCCAGAACCGUGGCUGAAGGUGAGCUUCCCUUCGCUAAAACCUUUGGGCAGCUACGUCCCAGAUUUCAUGCGAAGAUUAAAACAGUUUGACGGCUGGAUUGCAGAUGGUCCACCACCGCUCUUCUGGAUCACCGGCUUCUUCUUUGCGCAAGCAUUCUUUACAGGUGCGCUUUAUUGAUACUCGCUUCGCGACUAAAGCAUACAAAAAAUACUAACCGGUUAUUUUUACUUCGAUCUAGUAGAAUGAAAUAGAAUCCCCUUUCGCGAUCGCGGCGAGUGUUCCUUUCCUUUUUCCGAGCACUGAUGUUAUAAAAUACGUUGGUCUUGUUAGUUUUCUAGUUUCUUUGGCAAAUAGAUAUAUGCUUUCUGAGAUGUCCAUAUGUGAAAUAUUCAAGCCUAACUUAGACUUACUUCUUAUUAAGUUCGUCUUAUGCAUCAAAUCCUGAUCAGGUUUGCUCCAGAAUUUUGCGCGAAAGACGAAGUAUCCCAUUGAUCAGUGCAUGUGGAAUUUCUAUGUUCAGAAGCGUGCGUUUGAGGUCAAAGAGAAGGCGCCGUUGGGUUGCUACGUCUAUGGUUUGAUCAUGGAAGGCGCCAGGUGGGACGACGACGUGAUGGGUAUCAACGAAUCCUUUCCUAAAGUGCUGUUUGACGAGCUCCCGACCAUGCUGAUGGACCCGGUGCUGAAUACAGCAGACAACACGCCCGUGCUGGUGUACCCAUGUCCGGCCUACAAGACGAGUGCACGCCGCGGUGUGCUGAGCACUACAGGACACUCUACAAACUUUAUCAUGACAGUGAUGCUCCCGAUUCAGUCACAGCACACGGAAAAGUACUGGGUCAAGCGAGGCACAGCACUACUCUCGCAGCUAGACGAUUAAGAGUCUUAGACUUUGAUAAACCUUUGUCGAAUUAUAGGAGGACAAGAUGGUGAAAGAGGCGAGGGAGAAGUGAUUUGGUUUUUGGUCUAUCCUUACGCGGGAAUAUUGUCUUCUUGGUUGAAAUCGCUUUUCUAGUACUGCAAUCUAUCAUUUCCAGUUAUGACAAACUUCAAAAGAUAUAAAUAUUAACUAUUUUAUUGCUUGACGCACAUUCUGUAUAUAUUGUUUGACGAACAUUCUCCACAGGCAUCUGUUACUAACAUGUUUUUUCCCUUUGAUUUGAAUUACGAACAGUAGCACAUGUCUUUUUCUUUCAGAUUUAUGUACUGACGUUAUGUUCGCGUUCAGGGCCAGGAUGCACUGUUUUGCAGUACCAGGCUCUAGCCGCGCUACCGAAGAGCAAGCGCUAUCUACUUGAGACCUUUUUUUUUCUCCUACUAACUGGUCGCAUGAAAGAACAAGGAACCUCACGCACGAAAAUUAUCACUACCCUACUCAGAUAAAUAUUGAUUCAAAAUGCUUGUGCUGACCAUGCUACAUUUUCGUGCCAGGAUCUCUUUUUAUACUUGGUUAGACAAUUUAAGUACAUCGAUUGAUAGAAUGCUGAAAAAAGAGCAAAAAUGAGGACCGAAAAUAGCUGGAACUAUGACAGUGUGUACGCGAGUGAACAGAGGAGUGUGGAAGUUAGGUAUGGGCGCAGAUGUGGAGGAUUUUCACGGCUGCAGGCGGUCACGGGACACUUAACAAUUAGGCGUGGUCACGACCGCCUGUCGUUGUGUGAGUAUGAAUCUUAAGGGAUGAGCUUGCUUGUUUCUCCACAUAGAGGACGCGCGACCGACAACGACAAGCUUUCGCAUGAAAAGCAUACACCACGCGACAAGGACGUGUGUAGUUAAUCUUGCGAAGUACUAUGGCAAUGAAUCGGAUAGAUUUGUGAAAAUUGGUUAGGCGUUCUAUAGCGUAAUUAUCAUGUGCUGCUUCCGGCAGCAAAAUCAAGGCGAUUCACAGAGAGUUUCUUCGUUUUGCUUGUACAGUGAGUCCAUAAAGUGUUGGUUUUUACGUUUGAAACAAAGUAGGUUACGAUUUGUAGCCGAUCUACAGAAAUUAUCACAAUCACAAAUUAGUGUCGUGGUUCAUUAAAUUUCAUAUUCAUCUAAUGUGCGGUUCUAAAUUAAUUUUAAUAAAUUGGUACUUAACAUUACGGUCUGUGUGAAGAAAUACUGAGUUCAAUGGCUUUUUAUUUUUUUCAUGUGUAGGAUGCCCAUGCCGGUCUCGAUCGGUGGAGAUCCUGGUUUUUAUACUUAUUCAUAUAUACUUCCUUCAACCAAUACUUAUAUACCUAUUAUAUUCAUGAAAGCAGAAAAGCAAUAAAGAGUGAUGCCAUUAUUGAUGUGCAUCCCCAAAAAUCUUACUAAUGAAACGAACCUAUUCUGGAUUGCGAGCUCUCAUUUCCUCUUAGGACGACGACCCCUGAGUUUGUUGUGAUGUACAUUAAAUCUAAGCGACCUGUGAUGUUUCAAGACCCAAAAUGACACUGAAUUUGCGAGCAGUAAAUAGGAGUGUUGAGCAUUAU
Amoebophrya sp. A25 is the source of this 22764-nucleotide messenger RNA. Lineage: Eukaryota; Dinophyceae; Syndiniales; Amoebophryaceae. The record is from the annotation of a GenBank genome assembly.